AUGUCAUCAAUCAAUUUUAUAGUUUCAACUCCAAAUAACAAGAAAAACACAUUAUCUGGCCAUAGAAUCUUUGAAUUCGACAAAGAAACAAAUAGAUUAUCGGUCAUCCCUUAUUACCAAAGUUCUACAAACUCAGAUAAGAAUAUCAGCAUUCAAUCGAUUUUGACUUUGCAUUCGAAUGAUCCUGAGUUCAAGAAUAACGAUAUCUUAAUUAUAGCCAAAUCUAAUGGGUUUAUUGAAAUUAUAUGCGACAUUAAUUACAAAAUACAAAACAAGCUAGAUUUGAGACCAGAUUUCUUAUUAAAAUGUAUUCCGGAAGAUUUCAAUGCCUCAUUUGCCAAUGAGUUCCUUAUUAAUGAUUUAAACUAUAAUAAUGGGCUAUUAUAUUGCUGUACUUGUUCCGGUAGAUUAUACAUUUUCAUUCUAAACUUACAUUCAUCAUAUUUGCCUACUCAAGAUUUCUCGCCUUCUGAUGUAUCAAUAAUGCAGUUUACUCAAGAAGAAACUUUAUUCCAAAAUAUUAUCUCGUACACAAGAGAUCGUCCCAUGACACAUUUUCUUUUACCAUGUAUGGAUAACUCCCACCUAACCCAUUCUCCAUUUCUUUCGUUAUCUUUGCAAGAAAACAAUGAUAUUUACCCUCCAGAUUUACCAACAUAUAGAACUUCCAUCUAUAGUUUUAUCGGUAACGGUAAUAUCAUUUCAUUCAAAUUGAAUCCUUUAAAAUUCCUAUCUUUUAUAAUCACCACAAUUCCAAAGAAUUCGUUUGCCACUUCCACUGUUUCAAUUAGAAAAAUUCAAUUACCCUUAAGAUUUAUUCAUUUCAUUCAAUCAUAUAACUCCAUCAAACAUCAUUUACAAACUUUUUCCAAGACAACAAGACCCAUCAAUUUUAAUAAAUUAGCUAAAUUGAUUGGUUAUAAUUCAGUCUACGAUUGGUUUUUAUCGAAUGAUUUAGAUUCAAUCACUAAUCAAAAUAGAAUCAAAAUCAACUCCAUUACUUGGGACGAAAUUGCCAAGAGAGAUGGUACUGCUAUCUUGUCAACUUUCUUGGUUUGGAAACAAAAGAAAAAAUCAAAUAAUAAUAAUAAUAGAUCAUCAUUUUUAAGUAAUUCCGCUAAUUUUUUAAAUAGAUCAAAUUCAAUCCACCCACAACAAUUAACAAAUGAUAAUAUUCGUUAUCUAUUUAAUAAAGAAUUAUCUCCAACUUAUAAUAAUCAUUCAGAUGAAUUAGAUUUGACAAAUCUUACAACUGUUAAUCAAAAUGAUUAUUCUUCAUUGAAUAAAAAUAAUUCUUAUACAAUAGAUUUCUUACCAAUCAUAACUUCCAUAACCACAACGACAUCUAUUGAACCACUUUUCAUUCCGUCUUCGCAUAAUAUAGACCCUAUCUCGAAUUCAACAAUAGAAAAUAAAUUGGGUAUUUUAUUGGUUGAUAAGUAUAACUCCAUAUCUCUUUAUGAUUCAUUAUUGUCAAGUUUCAAUAUAUCUUCGUUGGAAAUGUCAACUACUACUCUAAAUCUUUGUAAUAAUAUAUUUCGAAAUGAUAGAAAUACUUUUGAUUAUAAUAAUAUGAAUGGUUUAUAUUCUAAGUUUAAUAAUAAUUCGAAACAAAUGAUUCGAUUUUUAAAUGAUGAAAAUAAUCAUUUAAAAAUGAAUUUGAAUCUAGUCAAUAGUUUUUAUAAGAUUUAUGCUGUGCCAAUUAAAAAUCAUGAAUUAGAAUAUCUCUUUUUAACCUCUUAUGGUGUAUUAUUUUUGAAAAAUAAUACUACAAAUAAUAAUAUAAAUGACAGCAUUGUUAAUCACGCAGAUAUGGGAAUUAGUGAUAGUAGUUCUCAUAUUGGUUUAUUUUUUAAAGAAAUAAAUGAUCAUUUUGAUAUUGAUAAAUUAUCAACUAAUUCAAUAAAAUUCGCUCCAAGUUUAAUGGACAUUAUUAAUGAUUCAAUUUUAAUAAUUGAUGAAGAUGAUAAUUUAAUUAAUGAAAAAUCUUCUAACACUAAUGACAAUAAUAACGUUUAUCUAAAAUUUAUUCUAAUCGUAACUUGUUUACCUUCACAAAUUAAAGCAUAUAGAGGAACUUUCUAUAAAGAUUCAAAAAUUGGUGAACUCUCUUUAUGUGAUUCAUUAAAAUUAACAACGAAGGAUAGAACAUUGACUAAAAUGUCAAUAUUAAGCAAAUAA
Messenger RNA from Henningerozyma blattae CBS 6284, 2181 nucleotides. RefSeq names its product Gid12p (gene GID12). The transcript has a single exon. The record is from RefSeq and is a predicted model, not a curated record. The coding region runs from base 1 to 2181 and encodes 726 amino acids. Lineage: Eukaryota; Fungi; Ascomycota; Saccharomycetes; Saccharomycetales; Saccharomycetaceae.